CGCAAGCAUUUAAAGGGGCCGCAGCCGCCGCCCUCCCCCGGUAGCGCGGUCCCCAGGGAGGGCUCGCCCGGUCCCGCAGUCGGUCCCGCCCAGCAGGUUCCAAAAGCGCCUUCCCUUCAGGCUGUGAUGGGAUCAGUCUGGUGGUUGCUGCUCUGCAUGCCCAUGCUGUCACCCACACUUGCUGGGGGUGUCAUCAGAGUCUAUUACCUGGGGAUCCAUGAGGUGGACUGGAAUUAUGCUCCAACAGGGAAGAAUGUGCUUGCUAACCAGGUUAUUGCAAGUAACAGCCAGGCCUCAGAAUUCCUGCAGUCUGGGAAAGACAGGGUGGGAAGCACAUACAAGAAAUCUGUCUAUAAGCAAUACACGGACUCCACGUACACCACUGAGAUCCCCAAGCCUGCCUGGCUGGGGUUCCUUGGGCCUAUCAUCCGAGCAGAAGUGGGGGAUACCAUUAAAGUACACCUAAAAAAUUUUGCUACGCGACCGUAUACAAUCCAUCCUCAUGGUGUUUUCUACGAGAAGGACUCUGAAGGAUCCCUGUAUCCUGAUAUGUCCCCCCAGGAUCAGAAGAAGGAUGAUGCUGUUUUCCCAGGGAAGAAUUACACCUAUACUUGGACUGUCCCUGAAGAUCACAGUCCAACUGAUGAUGACCCAAACUGCUUGACCUGGAUCUACCACUCUCACAUUGAUGCACCAAGGGACAUUGCAUCUGGAUUAAUUGGGCCUUUGCUUACAUGUAAAAGGGGAAUGCUGACUGGCAGCUCUCAAAGACGCUGGGAUGUGGAUGUUGAUUUCUUUCUGAUGUUCAGUGUGGUGGAUGAGAACCUAAGCUGGUACCUGGAUGACAACAUUGCAUCAUUCUGCACAGAUCCGGGCUCUGUAGACAAAGAAGAUGAGGAGUUUCAGGAGAGCAACAAAAUGCAUGCUAUUAAUGGUUAUGUGUUUGGCAACCUCCCUGAGCUGAAGAUGUGUGCUGGAGAUUUUGUUGCAUGGUACCUCUUUGGGAUGGGCAAUGAAAUUGAUGUUCACACAGCGUUCUUCCAUGGAGAGACACUCAAAAUCCGGGGUCACAGGACAGAUGUGGCCAGCCUCUUCCCAGCCACUUUUGUUACAGCAGAUAUGAUCCCCAGGAACCCUGGGAGAUGGCUGCUGAGCUGCCAGGUCAACGAUCACAUACAAGCUGGGAUGGGGGCACUCUAUGAAGUCCGGCCCUGUUCUCAGCAAGCUGAGGCGCCCAGCCUGGAAGGGAGAGUUCGGAAAUAUUUCAUAGCUGCCAAGGACGUGCAGUGGGACUACGCACCCUCGGCGCUCGACCGCCUCACUGGGAAACAGCUCAGUGACACAGGCAGUCCUGCUGAGCAGUAUUUCAAGCGUAGCCUCUACCGAAUUGGAGGUGUCUAUUGGAAAGCAAAGUACGUGGAAUAUACUGAUGAGAGCUUCCGUGAGGAAAAGCAGCAAUCAGCAGAAGAGAAACACCUUGGAAUACUUGGACCAGUGAUCAAAGCUGAAGUUGGAGACACCAUCCUGGUGACGUUUUUUAACAAAGCCUCCUGGCCUUUCAGCAUCCAGCCACAUGGAGUGUCCUAUGGGAAGGAAUCAGAAGGGAUGUGGUACCAUGAUGGCCUGUCCCAGAGUGGGGUUUCUGUGGCACCACUGCACAACUUCACGUACCGCUGGACUGUGCCAAGCCACGUGGGGCCCACGUCCAGUGACCCUCCCUGCCUCACCUGGAUGUACAGCUCAGCUGUGAAUCCUGUCAAAGACUCCAGCUCAGGCUUAGUGGGGCCUCUGCUCAUCUGCAAGUCAGGCACUUUGGAUGAAAACAACAAGCAGAAAGGGAUCGACAAAGAAUUUUAUCUUCUCUUCAAUGUGUUUGACGAGAACCUCAGCUGGUAUUUAAAUGCCAACAUAAAGUACUACUUGAGGAUGGAAGAGACAUCUGUGAAAAAGGAUGAUGGCUUCGAGGAAUCCAACAGGAUGCAUGCCAUCAAUGGAUUUAUGUUUGGUAAUUUGCCUGGGCUGGACGUGUGUGAAGGAGACAAAGUGUCCUGGCACCUCCUGGGCUUGGGCAGCGAAGCAGACGUGCACGGAGCUGUGUUUCAGGGAAACACCAUGGAGAUGAACGGGAUGCGGAGAGAUUCAGCCAGCCUGUUCCCCCACACAUUUGCCACUGCCUUCAUGCAGCCUGAUCACAGUGGGACUUUUGAGAUCUACUGCCAGACGAGCAAUCACUACCAGUCUGGGAUGAGGCAGCAGUACAACGUUUCCAGGUGUGGAAGGGCAGGCAGUGCCUCUGCCCGUCGCUACACGGGCGUGCGGACGUUCUACAUCGCGGCCGAGGAGGUGGUGUGGGACUACGCGCCCGACCGCAGCUGGGAGAGGGAGCGGCACAACCACUCUGCACAGAGCUAUGCUGACGUGUUUCUGAACAACGAGAACGGACUGCUCGGCUCCAGGUACAAGAAAGCAGUUUACAGGGAGUACACAGAUGGCACUUUCCAAACCCCCAAGGCCAGGAUAAGCCGUGAUGAACACCUGGGGAUACUGGGCCCUUUUCUGUGGGCGGAAGUGGGCGAUAUUCUCAACAUCGUGUUCAAGAACAACGCCUCGCGACCCUACUCUGUCCAUGCACACGGGGUGCUGGAGCAGCAGGCUGGACAUCCCCAGGUGGCAAACCCUGGUGACAUUGUGACAUACCGGUGGGAAGUUCCCGAGAGAUCUGGUCCAGGGCCAAAUGAUUCAGCCUGUGUUCCUUGGAUCUACUACUCUGCAGUGGACCCAGUAAAGGAUAUGUACAGUGGGCUGGUCGGGCCCCUGAAGGUCUGCCGGAGAGGGGCCCUGCGGUCCAGUGGGGCCAGGAAGGAUGUAAAGAGGGAGUUUGCUCUGCUCUUCCUGGUUUUUGAUGAAAAUCAGUCCUGGUACUUGGAGGAGAAUGUGGAACUCUUCAGUAAGGGAAAUCAUGGGGAGAUCGACCUGCUGGAUGAGAAAUUUGUGGAAAGCAACAAAAUGCACGCAAUCAAUGGCAGGCUCUAUGCCACCUUGCCUGGGCUGACCAUGUACCAAGGAGAGAAGGUGAACUGGUACCUGCUGGGAAUGGGGCACGAGGUUGAUGUCCACACAGUCCAUUUUCAUGCUGAGACCUUCAUAUACAAGAAUGGCAAAAGCUACAGAGCAGAUGUUGUGGAUCUGUUCCCUGGGACCUUUGAAAUGGUGGAGAUGCUGGUUGGGAACCCUGGGACGUGGCUGCUUCACUGUCACGUGUCUGACCAUAUCCAUGCUGGCAUGGAGAUCCUCUUCACUGUUCUGCCCAGAGGAGAGUCAGAGCCAGAGCCAGAAGACUUGACUGCCAUCCCAGGGUUGCCUCUUCAGGAUGAGGAUGAUUCCCAGAAGCUGAUGUUUUUUGGAUCUAAGGUGAGCCAAGAGCAGAUAGAGGCCACAGUCAUCGCCCUGGCUGUUGUAGGAGUCCUGCUGCUCCUGGCUGCUGGUGUCCUGCUGGGAGCAGUCAUCCAUCUCGAGAAGCAAAGGAGGUUACGGCGCAAUCGGAGAUCCAUCCUGGACGAUGGAUUCAAACUCAUGUCUCAAAAGAAUUCUGGUCUCUGAAAGCCAUGUGCAAACACUGGGCUGUGUGCUCGGAGCAGGGGCUGGAUCCUUGUCCACAACAAAGAUUUUGGGGCAUCAUUUCAAUUGUGCACUGUACUUCUAGAAGCUAAGGAGGGAAAGCUGGAGCCCUGACCUCUUCUUAUAUUCUCCUCAGCCCGCUGUAAAGAAAAUCCAGGAGAAUCCAAGGACCCCUUGAACUGACUGGAGACAAGUAAUGAUUAAAAAAGGUCCUUCUGGAAUACUCUCCUUCCCCCAGGAAGAGAGGGGAUGUUUUCUUCUUACCCAGCAGAGUAGCUUAGGCCAGACUCCAGUCUUGCUCCAUUGCCAGAACCGAGUUGGGAAUUGUCUCCCAAGAAACUGUGAACCACUAAUGUAAUUAAUCUGAAGGCGAGGAAGAUAAUAUUUUCAGUUUUGUGAAUCAAUGAGGAAUACAGAAAAAAGAUUGUUAAUUUA
This is a messenger RNA of Catharus ustulatus (Swainson's thrush), 4053 nucleotides long. RefSeq names its product hephaestin (gene HEPH). Gene Ontology annotation, biological process: iron ion transport. The record is from RefSeq and is a predicted model, not a curated record. Bases 127 to 3600 code for a protein of 1157 amino acids. Gene Ontology annotation, cellular component: plasma membrane. The transcript is spliced from 21 exons. NCBI's taxonomy places the organism in Eukaryota, Metazoa, Chordata, Aves, Passeriformes, Turdidae. Gene Ontology annotation, molecular function: copper ion binding; oxidoreductase activity.